This is a messenger RNA of Annulohypoxylon truncatum, 2657 nucleotides long. Its product is annotated as WD40 repeat-like protein. Gene Ontology annotation, biological process: actin filament depolymerization; positive regulation of actin filament depolymerization. The transcript is spliced from 3 exons. Gene Ontology annotation, cellular component: cortical actin cytoskeleton. The coding region runs from base 691 to 2523 and encodes 610 amino acids. Gene Ontology annotation, molecular function: actin filament binding. Lineage: Eukaryota; Fungi; Ascomycota; Sordariomycetes; Xylariales; Hypoxylaceae. The record is from RefSeq and is a predicted model, not a curated record.
AAAGCGUCAAAUUAGUCUGGAAGAUCCGGGACGACUAUCGGUCAAAACCAUAGGGAAAGGAAAGGUUUACUUCACGCCUUUACCCUCCAUAAUCACUUAUAUCUUCAAAUUUCCAAAUACUGCCGAACGAUGUCAAUAGAAUAAGCUACACUCUUAGCCCUUCUUGAAUUGAGAAAUUCUGGAUUCUCUAGAUGAAGUAGUUACAGAAGGUUUGCAACGAACUGUUACAGCGUCUCGAAAUAUAUUUUCAUCAAAUUAGUAGCCUAAGAAUGGUUACGUACAGGGACGACGCCUGAUGCUCAUAUAACACCGUAUAUCUUAGCUACAUAAAAUGUGUGAGAAGCCUGAUGAGAAAGGGGUGCCGAUUCGGAUUUUGGUGGAGGGAUAAUUUCUUAUCGAUUAAAAGAUAUCAGGCAUCGUCCAUUGGCCGGGAUCCUCCAGGCACCCCCAAUUAGACAAUCUCUGGCAAACGGCGUUUGAGCUGCCCCGCAAUGUUGACAGGGAUGUCAAUUGCCCCUCCAUAACCAAGCCAUAAACAUUGCGCAUUCAAUUGUACAAGCUUCCAACCAAGCCUCUCUAUAAAUGCCCAAUGCGUUGACUCUAUUUCAUACUAGAAAUUCCUCGACAAGCAAGCUUUGAAUAAAUUCGUUAUUAUAUGAGAGUAUAUAAGAGGCUAGAUCAUUAAGCGGAAUGUCGAUAACCAUCGAAAAAAUACUUGCAGCUUCUCCAGUGACAACGAGGGGACAGCCGACUCACCUGUCAGCUGAUGCCAAAGGGGAAAGAAUAACUUAUGCUUCUGGAAAAUCGAUCUUCGUUCGAUCCAUCGACGAUCCUUCUAGUAGCAAGCAAUACACCGGCCACACAGCCCAAACUACUGUAGCCAAGUUCUCCCCAAGCGGAUUCUACAUCGCCAGCGGCGAUGUCUCAGGCUCGGUUCGUGUAUGGGACUCGAUAGAAGCUGAGAACACUAAAGGUGAAUAUCACAUUGUCUCGGGUCGCAUCAACGACAUUGCCUGGGAUGGUGAUUCACAACGCAUUAUCGCCGUUGGCGAUGGUCGCGAGCGGUUUGGACACGCCAUCACUGCAGAUAGCGGAAAUAGCGUAGGUGAGAUAUCCGGACACUCAAAAGUUAUCAACUCAGUUGCCGUAAGGCCGUUGAGACCCCUUCGAGCCGCAACUGUUAGCGACGAUAUGGCCAUGUGCUUUCUACAUGGUGCUCCGUUCAAAUUUAACUCGAAGUCUACUGGCCUUCAUAAGGGAUUUGUCUUGAGCACGGCCUUCUCGCCAGAUGGAGAGAAGCUUGUUACGGUAGGUGCGGACAAGCGAAUCCAACUGUACGAUGGGAAGACUGGUGAGCCGACAAAGUCUAUCGGCGAGGGCGAGCAUACCGGCAGUAUUUUCGCCGUCAGUUGGGCGAAAGACUCAAAGAGAUUCGUCACAGCUAGUGCCGACCAAACUGUCAAGCUAUGGGAUGUGGAGUCAGGAAAAGUCACACAGACAUGGAGAUUUGGAGGCGAUGGCGGCGUCAGCGUCCCAGACCAGCAAGUCGGCGUGGUAUGGCCACAUGGUCGCAGCGACGGUCUCAUCAUCAGUCUCAGCCUUGGUGGAGACCUAAGCUACCUUGUAGAAGGUAGCCCGCAGCCCAUCAAGGUUGUCCAGGGACACAAUAAAAGCAUCAUGGCCUUGGGAGAAGGGUCAGAUGGCAAGGGCCAAACUUUAUGGACUGGAAGCUUUGAUGGUCGGGUUACCAGAUGGGAUGUCACUUCUGGGGUGGGUACCGUUGUAGAUGGUCAGAGUCACACGAACCAAGUGACUGAAUUCGCCUCGAGUACCGGGCGAGCAUAUAGUGUUGGAUGGGACGAUACUCUACGUAUAGUCGACGAGUCCGCGAACACAUUUGCCGGAGAAUCUCUGAAGUUGUCAGCGCAGCCUAAAGGCGUUGCUUCCGCAGACGGACGCGUGUAUGUGGCAACAGUCGCCGGUGUCGAAAUCUACGUCAAGGAUCAACUUGCGGGCAAGUUUGAUAUCACCGACUCCCAACCAACAGCGAUCGCCGCUCACGGGUCCUUGGUAGCUGUGGGUCUCGGCAACAACGCUGUCCGGCUGUACAAAGCAGACUCGGGCAAUAAGUUGACACAGUCACACGAGGCCAAAAACUCGACGGCGCAGAUAUCGGCACUGGCGUUCUCAAAAGACGGCUCCUUUCUUGCCGCGGGUAACACGUCCGGUAAGAUAUGUGCGUACAAGACGAGCACCCUCGAGGUCGCGACGGAUCGUUGGUCGGCGCAUACGGGCCGCGUGACGAGCAUCGCGUGGAACGAAGCGGGCACGCACGCCGUCAGCGGGGCGCUUGACACAAAUGUGUUCGUGUGGAGUCUAGCGAAGCCGGGAAGCAGGGUCAAGGCGCUGAAUGCGCACAAGGACGGCGUCUACGGCGUGGCUUGGGUGGAUGGAGGGAAGAAGGUCGCUAGCACGGGUGGAGAUGCCGCCGUCAAGAUUUGGAACGUAGCGGGUUUGCAAUGAGCGAGCGCGAAGAGAUAGAGACAUGACGAUAUGAACUAGAGCCUAGUUAAGCCCGGCGCUUCUUUAGGGCCGUUGAUGAUGGCGAUGAAUAGAAAUAAGUAUAACUCAUUCGGGUUAAUAUUUAUAGGAGUCGC